GAAGUUCUCUUCGGCUGCCAAGACAAAGGAGCAAUUUAUUUGCCGUAAUAUCUUGUACAGUUUUGAGGAAUUUUCUUCAAUUCCACUCGCUUGGACUCUGAGAUUUUCCAAGAUGAAAGGUCAAGAAUCUGGCUUCACAUUACCGUCGUUUUUACCGCGACUUUCCUACGAGAAGCAAGAUACUUUGCUAAAGUUAUGCAUCCUUUCCAUUGCAGCUAUUUUGUCAUUUGCGACCAGACUUUUUUCUGUUUUACGAUACGAAAGUGUCAUCCAUGAAUUUGAUCCAUAUUUUAACUUUCGCACUACAAAGUUUUUAACACAAGAAGGAUUUUAUAAUUUUCACAAUUGGUUUGAUGAUCGAGCGUGGUAUCCUCUUGGUCGUAUUAUUGGUGGCACCAUUUAUCCUGGUCUCAUGGUAACAUCUGCAGUUUUAUAUAAUGUAAUGCAUUUCUUCAACAUCACUAUUGACAUCCGAAAUGUUUGUGUUUUUCUUGCCCUUUUCUCAUCGUUUACAACUAUUGUGACAUAUCAUAUGGCCAAAGAAUUAAAGGAUGAAGGUGCAGGACUGGUAGCAGCUGCAAUGAUUUCUGUAGUUCCAGGCUAUAUAUCCCGGUCUGUUGCUGGAUCAUAUGAUAAUGAAGGCAUUGCUAUUUUUUGUAUGUUGCUUACAUACACUUUAUGGAUAAAAUCUGUCAAAACUGGAUCUGUGUUCUGGUCAACAUUUUGUGCUCUUGCUUACUUUUACAUGGUAUCAUCUUGGGGUGGCUAUGUCUUCCUCAUCAAUUUAAUUCCCCUUCAUGUUCUGGCAUUAAUGGUGACAGGCAGAUUUUCUCAUCGUAUCUAUGUUGCAUAUUGUACGGUAUACUGUCUUGGCACAAUUCUUUCAAUGCAAAUAUCUUUUGUUGGAUUUCAACCUGUACAAUCAAGUGAACACAUGGCUGCGUUUGGUGUUUUUGGUUUGUGUCAGAUCCAUGCAUUCAUUGAUUAUGUUCGAGCUAAAUUGACUCCAGCGCAGUUUGCUGUGUUGUUCAAGAGUGCUGUAUUACUGCUUGGUGGUGGAGCCUUGCUUGUCUUUGGUGUUUUAACAGCAACUGGGAAAAUUUCUCCAUGGACUGGUCGUUUCUACUCUUUACUAGAUCCUUCUUACGCUAAAAAUAAUAUUCCAAUUAUCGCGUCUGUGUCGGAACAUCAACCCACGACCUGGUCGUCUUUCUACUUUGAUUUACAGAUUUUAGUGUUCAUGUUUCCUGUUGGACUGUAUUACUGUUUUUCUAGUCUUUCUGAUGCUAACAUCUUUAUAAUUAUGUAUGGCGUCACUAGUAUUUACUUUGCGGGUGUUAUGGUUCGUCUUAUGUUGGUGUUAGCACCUGUUAUGUGUAUUUUGGCUGGAAUCGGAAUUUCUUCAUUGCUUUCUCGUUAUAUGAAGAAUUUAGAUAUUGCUCGUCGUGAGAAAAAACCUUCGAAGAAAACAUCGACUGAUUCAUCCUAUCCAAUGAAGAAUGAAAUGGCGACAGGAAUGGUUCUUUUAAUGACAUUGUUUCUUCUGUCUUAUACUUUCCAUUGUACUUGGGUCACAUCUGAAGCGUAUUCCAGCCCAUCUAUUGUGCUGUCAGCUAGGCAACAUGAUGGCUCUCGGGUCAUAUUUGACGACUUUCGUGAAGCUUAUUAUUGGUUAAGUCAAAACACUCCUGAGGAUGCAAAGAUAAUGUCAUGGUGGGAUUAUGGGUAUCAGAUAACAGCAAUGGCGAACCGAACUAUUUUAGUUGAUAAUAACACUUGGAACAAUACACAUAUUUCCCGUGUUGGUCAGGCGAUGUCGUCAACGGAAGAUAAGGCUUAUGAAAUAAUGAGAGAACUUGAUGUUGACUAUGUUUUGGUGAUCUUUGGUGGUCUUACUGGAUAUGCGUCUGAUGACAUCAAUAAAUUUCUUUGGAUGGUUCGUAUCGGAGGAAGCACAGAUCGUGGAUCGCACAUAAAGGAAAAUGAUUAUUAUACACCUACUGGAGAAUUUCGUGUUGACAAAGAAGGCUCUCCUACUUUACUCAAUUGUUUAAUGUAUAAGAUGUGUUAUUAUCGCUUUGGUUCUGUUUACACUGAGCAAGGCAAGCCAACUGGUUAUGAUAGAGUGAGAAACACCGAAAUCGGUAACAAGGAAUUUGAAUUGGAAGUUUUGGAAGAGGCUUAUACGACUGAGCAUUGGUUGGUUCGAAUUUAUAAAGUUAAGGAUUUGGAGAAUCGUGGAACAUAAUGAUAGUGAUCAGAUUGAUUCACUGGUUGUUGUAAAGUUGACCAAAUCGGUAGUUUUAAAAUUGAAAUAAAAAAAUAAAAGGUUAUUUUUAUCUCCA
Xenia sp. Carnegie-2017 is the source of this 2345-nucleotide messenger RNA. RefSeq names its product dolichyl-diphosphooligosaccharide--protein glycosyltransferase subunit STT3A-like. Bases 113 to 2248 code for a protein of 711 amino acids. The record is from RefSeq and is a predicted model, not a curated record. Gene Ontology annotation, biological process: post-translational protein modification. Gene Ontology annotation, cellular component: membrane. Lineage: Eukaryota; Metazoa; Cnidaria; Anthozoa; Malacalcyonacea; Xeniidae. The transcript has 16 exons. Gene Ontology annotation, molecular function: dolichyl-diphosphooligosaccharide-protein glycotransferase activity.